Parnassius apollo (apollo) is the source of this 1581-nucleotide messenger RNA. Lineage: Eukaryota; Metazoa; Arthropoda; Insecta; Lepidoptera; Papilionidae. The record is from the annotation of a GenBank genome assembly.
AUGUCAAACAGACUCCAAGAAUCCAAAACUAAGACUCAUCACAUUAUAACACAAACAACUAAAUUAAAGGAAGAAAGAAAAAAAACUAAAAAGAAGCUUUUAUGGGUCAACAAAUUUGUUGAAGAAUUUCAAAUUGCGCCAGAGCAGAUUAAGAUUCUUUACAAUGUGCCACCUCUUACAUUAAAUUUUUUUAACACGCUGUCACAAAUCGAACGAUUAUAUGAAAAUUGUAAAAUCCUUGUUAAAUACUGGUAUCAAACACCAGCUUUUGAAAUAAUGGAAAUGAUAGGCCUCCAACAAGAAGUGGCAAUUGAAAAGUUAUACCACUGGACUAUUGGAGCGUGUCUUCUUGUUGAUUCACCAAAUAAUGCAUUAAUCCCAAAAUCAUUAAGUAAGUUUGAAAAUAGGCAAGUUCUCUUUUCAAAUAUAAUUGAUGAGUAUUGUUCUGCACGUAAAGCAACUGUCGUACAAUUAUUUAUUGAUAUUCUCACCAAAGGUAGUGAUAAUGGUUCUAAACCUAUAGAAUUCUAUGCUAAUGAUGCUAAACGGUAUAUUGGAGAUAUAUUAGCAUGGGUAUACCAAAUAAUACCUGUAGAAAAAGAUAAUCUUGCAAAUAUAUUUAAAUACUGUACAAUGUCUGAUAAAGAAGAAAAAAUAACAACUGCAUUGAUUAAUAUUAUAGAAGCAUUAUGUCCCUUGCUUAAAGUCAGAGCAGAAGUUAUAUUAACACCAGAUAAAGAUUCACUGGUGCUAUGGUCAAUAACUAGUUUAAUUAUUUACUACAAGAAUAACAUAGAAUCAAUAACAGCCAAGGGUCAUAUGGUUGAAACUUUGGAUGAGUUGGCAAAAAAAAGUCAAGACAUGUUUCUUAUUGCCCUGGAUCAUAAAGUGCAAAAAGAAUUAAGUCAUGGUGUGAAAGCUCCUCCUUUGGACUUAAAUCCAUCUAUAGUUGUGACAAAUUUAAUCAGCUUUUUGAGAGAUUUAAUGGGUUCAUCAAGCAAUAUUAAUUCAGAUGACAAAAAAAUUAUAAUUACCCAUAUUUUAGACCCAUUGCUACAUGCUAUUAAUGAAACUGCUUGUCAUCUCAGCUCUACUGACAUGUCUGUUUAUAUGUUGAAUUGUAUUUAUCACAUACAAUGUACUUUGUCUUUGUAUACAAUUUUGGAUGAAUAUAAUGAAAGAUUGCAAGCACAAUCUGAGGCGCAAAUUGAUACCUUAACAUCUGAACAAGCUAGUUUUCUUGUUGCUAAUUUAAACAUGGGACCCAUAUAUACAAUUUUGCAAGAAAAGAUUAAUGGUCCUCUAUCUGCUAUACCUGGCAUGGACACAGCCACACUAAAAGCCUUUUUAAAUAAGUUUGAUAUGUUUUUAGUGACACCAGAUGCGUAUAUUUUACCUCAGCUUAAUUUGCUUAUAAGUCACAAUCAUAAGACUGUUGUUAAAAAAAGAGCUUUUGAAGUCAUUUUUGCCAUUUAUGAACAAUUAUAUGAAGCUAUAAAUGACCUAAAUAAUGGUUAUGAUAAUCCUCAAGAAGUUGUACGUAGAACACCUGAAGAAGUUAAAAAAUUUCUUGUAAAUUAA